CUCCAGGGGCGGAGCUCGCGGCGGGCGCGGUGCGUACUUCCGGCUGCCGGGUUGACAUGAAGAAGCAGCGGCGGCUAGGGCGGCGGUAGCGGCGGUAGUGGAGGCUUGCAGCGGGCCUCGGGGCUAAGAGCACGACGCGGCCUGGAGCGGCAGACGGCGCAGUGGGCCGAGGAGGAGGCGCAGCAGCCACCCUGGCCCGUCAUGGAAAUGGAAAAGGAGUUCGAGCAGAUCGACAAGGCCGGGAACUGGGCGGCCAUUUACCAGGAUAUCCGACACGAAGCCAGUGACUUCCCAUGUAGAGUGGCCAAGCUUCCUAAGAACAAAAACCGAAACAGGUACAGAGACGUCAGUCCUUUUGACCAUAGUCGGAUUAAGCUACAUCAAGAAGACAACGACUACAUCAAUGCUAGUUUGAUAAAAAUGGAAGAAGCCCAAAGGAGCUACAUUCUUACCCAGGGCCCUUUGCCUAAUACGUGUGGACACUUUUGGGAGAUGGUGUGGGAACAGAAAAGCAGGGGUGUUGUCAUGCUCAACAGAGUGAUGGAGAAAGGGUCGUUAAAAUGUGCACAGUACUGGCCACAAAAAGAAGAAAGAGAAAUGACCUUUGAAGAUACGAAUUUGAAAUUAACAUUGAUCUCUGAAGACAUCAAGUCGUAUUAUACAGUGCGGCAGUUAGAAUUGGAAAACCUUACGACUCAAGAAACUCGAGAGAUCUUACAUUUCCACUAUACCACAUGGCCCGACUUUGGAGUCCCUGAGUCACCAGCCUCGUUCCUGAACUUUCUGUUCAAAGUCCGAGAGUCAGGCUCGCUCGGCCCGGAGCACGGCCCCAUCGUGGUGCACUGCAGCGCCGGCAUCGGCAGGUCAGGGACCUUCUGUCUGGCCGACACCUGCCUCUUGCUGAUGGACAAAAGGAAAGACCCUUCUUCCGUUGAUAUCAAGAAAGUACUGCUGGAAAUGAGGAAGUUCCGGAUGGGGCUGAUCCAGACAGCGGACCAGCUGCGCUUCUCCUACCUAGCUGUGAUCGAGGGUGCCAAGUUCAUCAUGGGAGACUCCUCAGUGCAGGAUCAGUGGAAGGAGCUCUCCCACGAGGACCUGGAGCCCCCACCCGAGCACAUCCCCCCACCUCCACGGCCACCCAAACGCGUCCUGGAGCCACACAAUGGGAAAUGCAAGGAAUUCUUCCCAAACCACCAGUGGGUAAAGGAUGAGACUGAGGAGGAUAAAGACUGCCUCAUCAAGGAAGAAAAAACCAGAAGCUCCUUCAGUGUCCCCUGCAGCACGGAGAGCACGAGUCAAGACACUGAAGUUAGAAGUCGGGUCAUGGGGGGGAGUCUGCGAGGUGUCCAGGCCGCCUUCCCCGCCAAGGGGGAGCCAUCGCCACCCAAGGAGGAGGAGAACCACACUCUGACUCACUGGAAGCCCUUCCUGGUCAACAUGUGCAUGGCCACAGUGCUCACGGCCGGCGCAUACCUCUGCUACAGGUUCCUGUUCAACAGCAACACAUAGCCUGACCCUCCUCACUCCACCUCCACCCACUGUCCGCCUCCGCCCGCAGAGCCCGCGCCCGACUAGCAGGCAGGCUGCGGCAGGUAAGGGCCGCCGGACAGCGCGGAGCCGGGCCCUGGACAGAUGUUGGUUCUGCACUAAGACCCCCCUCCCCGGCUGUGUGUCUCCCCCUCAUCCUUUUACUUCCCCCCCCUUCCCCUUCCUUCCUUCCUUUGAGUUCCAAAUCCACAAGCCAUUUUUGGAGGAGAGCAAAGGAGAGUACCGUGCUGGUGGCACAGAGGAGAGGUGGCCCACACCAGUCUCGGGGCUCACCCCAUCCAAGUGCUCCCUCUUGGUGCAUCCCAGCACAUCCUGGGGGGUGGCGCACCGACACCCCCCCAUGGGCCUCCGUGGAGUCUGCGUGUAGUAAGCCUCUCCACUCCAUAUUUAUUUUUAAGUUUUUUUCCCCAAAAGUGUCCGUAGUGCACUAGCAUUUUCUUAAACCAAUAAUGUAUUAAAAUUUUUUGAUGUCAGCCUUGCAUCAAGGGCUUUAUCAAAAAGUACAAUAAUAAAUCCUCAGGUAGUACUGGGAACGUAAGACUUUGCCACGAGCCUGCUGCGUCAGACCAGUACUGGGAAAGAGGACGGUUGUAAGCAGUCGUUAUUUAGGGGUAUUGUGGGUAACGUGAGAAGAUAGACAAUGGUGUAAUAUAUAAUGAACACUUGGCUAUUUAAUAAGAUCCAUGAUGUGAGAUUCCUUUGUCCCCAUUAUCCUCCCCCUAGAACCUUGUUCUCAAUCACCGCUUUCCCCGUGUGUAUUAGAAUGCAUGUAAGGUCCUCCCGUGUCCUGAUGAAAUACCAUGUGCUUGAAACGAGGAACUUCGGUUUCUGCUUACUAAUGUGCCCGUGUCCAAGUCCAGCCUGCCUUUGCAUGAUCUGAUCAUUACACGGCUGUGGUUCCUAAGCUGUUGCUGAAGUAAUUGCCAUUCAGCAAUAGAUGAUGUUUUCCAGUAACAGGUAUUUGCCUAAUUCCUGGCAUGACACUCUGGUGACUUCCUGGUGAGACCUGGCCUGUCCUGGUGCAGCCGGCUCUCACCGCAACUCAGACAUUCCAAGGGUUUCGGAAGCCAUAUUCACACCUCACGCUCUGGACGUUUAGACGGGCAGGGACCCCCACUCCUUUGGGAUCAGCCUCCACUGUUCCAAGUUCACGCUCUCCUUGAGCAGACCGUGAUUUGGAAGCAAGGCAGCUGUUGGAAGCCACACUUCUUGAAACAGCCGGGCGACGGUCCCUUAGAGUCAGCCUGCUGCCGUCUCCGUCCAGGUUCGCCUUGCUGAGAGAGGUGCGUCUGCCCCUACCUUGAACCCUGUGGGGACUGAUGGUGCUCACGACUCUUCCUUCGAGGGGGACUUAAGCCCUCUACGUUAAGUGGCUUUUUUUACAAGAACAAAAAGGCAGCUGUAGCUCCCAAGCUACUCUCUUGCCAGCAUUUUCACAUUUUGCCUUUCACGUGGGAGAAGCCAGUACAGAGAAAUUCUGUGGUGGGAACAUUUGCAGCAUCGCCCCACGGAGCCUUGGUGAGGUGUGGAUAAGGCUUAGGUGCCAGGCUGUAGCAUUUUUGAGUUGGGCUUGUUUUUCUUUAAGUCCUGUAUAUGUACGUAGUAGUUUGGGUGUGUAUAUAUAGUAGCAUUUCAAAAUGGAUGCGCUGGUCUAGCCGCCUACUUGGAGAACGGAUGGCUCUCCACCUUGUCACACGUAUGUUAGAGGUAGCGAGCUGCUCUGCUAUAUGCCUUAAGCCAAUAUUUACUCAUUGGGUCAUUAUUUUUUACAAUGGCCACGGAAUAAACCAUUUUUACAAAAAUAAAAACAAAAAAAGUGAGGUGUUUUGGUAUAAUACCUUUUCAGGUGUGUGUAUACAUGGAUGCAUGACUGGGUGGGGGGGCGUGUCUCAGGGUCUUCUGUGACCUCACAGAGCUGUCAAACUGUACAGUUUUCCAACUUGCCAUAUAAGUGAUGGGUUUGCAGUUUAGUUGCAAAAUAAAAUUUUUUUCUAAAGAACAUG
Messenger RNA from Propithecus coquereli (Coquerel's sifaka), 3551 nucleotides. It is a transcript of the gene PTPN1, whose product is annotated as protein tyrosine phosphatase, non-receptor type 1. The record is from RefSeq and is a predicted model, not a curated record. The coding region runs from base 202 to 1509 and encodes 435 amino acids. Gene Ontology annotation, biological process: protein dephosphorylation. Lineage: Eukaryota; Metazoa; Chordata; Mammalia; Primates; Indriidae. Gene Ontology annotation, molecular function: protein tyrosine phosphatase activity. The transcript has 10 exons.